AUGCCAAAGUGGUGUGAGAGGCAAAAGCAGAUGAAGCUUGCCUUGGUUCAACAACUUCAGCAUCACAAAACAUUGGAUUUGGAAGUGGUUUGCAAGGACACGACAAAGGAAGAGGUUGGGAUUUCAACCCCGCUGAGUCUUGAACGAGCUAUCCGGAAAUGUGCGAGGAUCAACUCCCCAAAUUCCCUGGAUUUCCUCUGCCCGCCCGCCGACUAUAGUUGGACUGGUUGGAUGGGAUUAGCUAUCGAUGACUUGAAAAAAGAAGUUACAAUCAAAACUGAAGCAAAGUGUGAUGGUCAAGGCUUGGCCGCUGACGUCCACCGCCGCGUUCUUGCGCAUCGUCUCUUUCGACACCGGCCAGAUCACUGGGGCAUUAUGAUCCGAGAUCACUCACCGUUGAACCAGCACAAGAGCUGUAGGGAUUAUCUUCUUCGAAGUGAAAUAAUGGGAAUCACUUCGAUCAUAUACCGCCAGAUGAAUGAAGUACGCUGGGAUCCCUCGAAAUCCAAAUAUACGGAGCCGGAAUUAAUAUACUCAGGUGGUCCUUUAAUCAUGGAUGCAACGCUGACGUUCUUCUUGGCCACGGUUGUGGCCUUUAUUCCCAGCAAAGUACGGGUGGUUCAGGCGACUUGCGAUCCGUCAAACGCAUCCACCUCCCUUACGUUCGCACUGAGAGCUCUUUAUAAUCUUAGCAUGUCUUGCUAUGACAAGACCACUGCUCAGAAGGUUCUGAAAUGGAUUUUUUGCCCGCCAAACCCGGCUCAGGGUCCGCGGAGAGGAAAGACAGCAUAA
This is a messenger RNA of Paracoccidioides brasiliensis Pb18, 792 nucleotides long. RefSeq lists its product as uncharacterized. The coding region runs from base 1 to 792 and encodes 263 amino acids. The record is from RefSeq and is a predicted model, not a curated record. The transcript has 4 exons.